AUGAGCAACUCUAUUUUCAGCAGAUGGUCUCCCCACCAGAGACCACUCUCAGAUUACAGACUAUCGUUUCGAAACUCUAAGACAUCGCCAGAAUCAACAGAGUUAUCAGUCCAAACCCAGUCACAGCAACCCGAACGCUCAGUCGAGACCACAAAUCUCGAGACCACAGAAAGGUCCCUCAACCCCAGCACCCUACAAGCCUGGCUACAAGUCAUCGUUAACUUCCUUGUAAUGAUGAACUCCUUCGGCCUCAUCCAAUCCUUCGGCAUCUUCCAGCUCCCCUACGAAAUCAGCCUCAAAUCUGCCCCUUCAACGGUCGCAUGGAUCGGCAGCGUGCACAUCUUCUUCGUCUACUUCCUCGGCACCUUCUCCGGCUGGGCCCUCGACCACGGCUGGUACAAACGCCUUCUCGUCCUCGGCAGCAUCUUCCAGAUCGUCGGCCUCAUCGCCGCAGGCUACAGCGACUCGUUCGUCAAAGCUUUCUUCUUCCACGGCGUGUUCCAGGGCAUCGGGCAUGGCCUCAUGUUUUGCCCGGCAGUGACCAUGACAGCUGUUUUCUUCGAGGGGUCAAGGAGUAAAAUGACGGCGCUGGGGAUCGCGGGAUGUGGCGCGUCGUUUGGUGGUAUCAUUUUUCCGCUCAUCGCCAGAUACACGAUUAUCACGAAGGGGAUUAGCUUUACAAUGUGGAUCAUGUGCUGCGUUGUGUCCUUCACUUCCAUCCUCAUUGUCCUCCUCGCUCGCACUGGUCCCAGUCGCAAAUACUCUGCUGCCAGCGACGAUAGCAGGACUAGCAAAAAGCGUAUUGUCGACUGGCAUGCGUUCAAAGAGCCCACAUACGCGCUCUACGUCAUCGCUAUGUUCUUCGUCUUUGUAGGCCUGUGGAUUCCUUUCUUCUACAUCCGCGAAUUCAGCGCAGAUGCUCUGCACGUGUCCAAGUCCGAGUCGUUCAUCAUGCUGAUCAUCCUCAACGCCGCGGGAAUUCCUGGUCGUAUUGUCCCAGCCCUGUUCGCUGAUUUGUUAAUCGGCACGCUCAAUAUGUACAUCAUCACGCUCUUGCUUACCAGCGCGAUAUUGUUGUUCUGGCCCCUUGUCAGCACUGAGGUGGGAAUGUUUGGCUGGACGGCUGCGUAUGGAUUCGGCGCUGCUGGCGUUUCUUCACUUCUGCAAGCUGGCCUUACAUCGAUCAAUGAUGAGCCUACGAAAACAGGGCAGAAGAUUGGAAUGGCAUUUACGGUUGUAGGAUUCGCGUCGCUAGUGGGCGGUCCGAUCGGUGGCGAGCUGAUUCGGAUUGGUGAGGAGACAAGGGUUGCUGGACCUGAGGCGUUUUUGAUCAAGGUAUGA
This is a messenger RNA of Parastagonospora nodorum SN15, 1341 nucleotides long. RefSeq lists its product as hypothetical. The record is from RefSeq and is a predicted model, not a curated record. The transcript has 2 exons. The coding region runs from base 1 to 1341 and encodes 446 amino acids. Gene Ontology annotation, cellular component: fungal-type vacuole membrane. Lineage: Eukaryota; Fungi; Ascomycota; Dothideomycetes; Pleosporales; Phaeosphaeriaceae. Gene Ontology annotation, molecular function: transmembrane transporter activity. Gene Ontology annotation, biological process: transmembrane transport.